Molecule: messenger RNA, 777 nt
Organism: Penaeus monodon (black tiger shrimp)
Lineage: Eukaryota; Metazoa; Arthropoda; Malacostraca; Decapoda; Penaeidae
Exons: 2
Coding region: 237-551 (104 amino acids)
Source: RefSeq, a predicted model, not a curated record
CCUUCCUCUCUCCCUGUGGAAAGCUAACAGCUCCCUCCCUCUCUCCUCUCCCAGACGUAGUGAAAUCGCCUGUCUCGAGCGAGGAAUCCGCGGGGCAGCCUUCCACGUCGACCCGAAGCCCGGAGAGGAAGAAGAAGAGAAAAGCCUACGAGGUUGAUAAGCCUUUUCAGGAUCCGGAGCGCGAGCGGAGGAGAGUGAAUGCGAUCACAGCCAAGAAGAACAGGGAAAAGAAGAAGAUGGAAAUUAACAGACUCCGCGGAGACGUCCGGAACCUUAGUCACGUGAACCGCCAGUGCAACAAGGCGCUGAGGCGAACGAACGCGGACAUCCAAAAGCUCUUUGGGCAGCUGGCGUCUUCGAGGAAGCUCGUCGCCUCCCUGCAGGAAAAGAUCGACCAGAAGGAGAAGGAGCUGCGAGGCCGCCGGGAGAAGUUCCUGCUGUUCCGCGGCCACCUCGAGCUCAUCGUCAACAGCCUCGACGACGACAACCCGGCCAGGAAGCUGAUCGCUAACCUACUGAAGACGUUGCCGGCGGAAGCUGAUGCCGUCUGAGAGUCUUUCCCAUUAUCACGAUGCCAUCUUUCGAAAUGCCCUUAGUAUGGGUAUUAUGCUCGGGUACUGAUUCUCGACAUCGAUUCUUUCGACGUAGCGGAGGGUAUCUGCUUCUUUACCUUACUUCUUUUGCUAUGGCUGCGGCUGUCAUUCGCGUGGCCAGGCUCGAGGGGGAAGCGGAUUCUCUUCGUUAGACAUCUUGGACACCGAGGGUGACAGUCUAAGG